Molecule: messenger RNA, 1431 nt
Organism: Saccostrea echinata
Lineage: Eukaryota; Metazoa; Mollusca; Bivalvia; Ostreida; Ostreidae
Exons: 5
Coding region: 1-1419 (472 amino acids)
Source: RefSeq, a predicted model, not a curated record
AUGUGGAAACGAGGUACGUACUCCCAGACAGAAAAGGAGGCUCUAGCCAUAGUUUGGGGAAUUGAACAUUUUCAUCUCUACUUAUUUGGCGCUGAGUUCAUACUUACAACUGAUUAUAAGCCCUUGGAGAUAAUCUUCGAUAAUACAAGAAGCAAGUCCCCUGCCAGGAUUGAAAGGUGGAGGUUGCGAUUACAGCCCUAUGACUUCACUGUUGAAUAUCGUUCCGGGAAAGGAAAUCAGGCUGACUAUAUCUCAUGGCAUCCUCUGAAAUGGGAAAACACAUUCCGACACUCCAAGAUAGCAGAGGAAUUUUUGAAUUUUGUUCUAUAUACAGCAAAGUCAAGAACCCUAUUACUUAAACAGAUUACUGAUGCUUCAGACAAAGACCAUUCAAGAAGUAAUAUCAAGAAUGCUGAAAGGAGAGUGGAAGACGACUCCAAAAGAUAUAUUGACACAGAUGGUUUACAUCACAGAUACUACGUGACAGAAAGUUUUCCUCAUUUUAAUUACGUGUACAAUUUGGUGAAGGAUUGUGAAUUUCGUCUGCGGAAAAUUUCUGAUGAAAUUGAUGAAGUGAUGACACCUCCAAACGAGCUUAUAAUAAAAAUAAGUUUUGCUGACGAUGUCUCAAAAGAAGAUUUAAGAAUUAUAUCCAAAAAAAGAAGUUCAAAGAAACGGAAGGUACUCAAUAAAGGAGAAGCAUGUCAUAAGAUUUUAAUAAAAACUCAAUAUGAUGAUAAUACUGGAAAUGUACACCAUUCCAUAGCCGUGGUAGAUCGAAACCGAGAAAAAAUUCAGGAAGCAAUAACAUCGUGCUUGGAGGAAACCUUAAUUCGUACAUUGGAGAAAUGGAUAAAAGCAGUGGGGAGUGUGUCAUCAAAAGCUGCUUCUAAACUGAAUUUUGAGAUGAAAUCUGUGUUGAAACACAUCUUUAAGCUUAAUUUACCUGCAACACUUUCCAAAGCAAAGAGCGUUGUUCCAUUCACCAUCAAAGAAUAUCAAGCAGGAGUUAAUUCAUUUGGAUUAUGGAGAAAUGGGGUUUUUAAAGUAUUUGUUGCCUGUAGCACGGAUAAAGGCGAGCUCAAUGAUGAACUGAAAUUACGGGAUCCCGAUUUUUUUGAGAAAUAUAAACUAGAAAUAAAAGCAAAGAAAUUCGUGCAGAAAAAAACGUUGAAGCAGGGCGACGCAAUACUGGGAAAGGAGGGUGAUACAGUCUACUCCGCAACCCUAGGUGGCUUGGUGAAAGAAAAGGACAAUGAUGAUAAUAUAUAUGGUUUGACAUGCAACCACAUUUACCCCCAGAAAAGUCAAUCAUCGUAUGCAAGUCCGCACGGAGAAGAUUUGGAAAUUGGGAAAUGUGUAUAUACAACUAGAAACAAAUCUUGUGAUUUCGCGGUCGUUAAAAUUAAGGAAGAGUAAAAAAAAAGAGUG